AUAUUAUGACUGUUACUAGACUGGUAAUCCAGUGGUCUGAAUUAAUGAGAUUAAAUUUUACCACAGCUGCUGGGAAUUUAAAUGCAGUUAACUAAAUAAUUUAGGAUUUUCAAGAAAAGAAAUUGGUGUCAAUUAUAUCAGAGGAACUACCCUUUGUCCUGUUUAUGACUCCAGUGUUACAUAAGAUUAUGGAGAUUUUCAAAGUUUCAAAAUUGAAUUUAUUGUCAUAUGCACAAGUAUAUGUAAGCACAGAUGCAAUGAAAGGUUUAUUUGCUGCAGCAUUACAGGCACAUAGCAUCAGAUACACAACAUAAGAAAAACAUAAACAUAAAAUUAUACAAAAAAGAACAAUUGGUUUAAUCUUAAAUUAAUCUUUUUCUUUCUAUUGGUUUCAAAAAUAUCACUGCUCAAAUAAAAGAAAAAGAAACAGAAUAUUGUUUAAUGCUGUCAUGGUUUGUCUUUUUGUUCCUUUCACCAUUGAAUACUGCAAAUUAAUCUUCGAUUCCUGAUUGAUCUUGGAGGAUUGCCAAAGCUAAUUUUAAGGGGGAGGCUUGUUAAGAGAGAAGGAAAUACAGGGAUAGAGGAACUAUGUAAAGAGAUAUUUGGAAUAGGAGGACACUCAAGUGGAAGAUAAACGCUGACAUACUCCUGUGCUACAGAGUCAAUAUACUAAAACUCAGAUAAUCUGGCAUCUGAUUGUUUGGAAAAUUUGGUACUUGGCUCAAUUGUUAAUCUGGAUUGUAAAAUGGGGGUCCAGUCUGCAAGCAAGGUGUGCAGCUGGUGGGGAACUAGAUGGUGGGCCAGGGGUGCAGUUGAGUUCCCAACCACCCAGGGUUCGGAGUGUUUGAAAAUUUCUCACUCCCUUUAAACUCACUAGGUUCAUUGGAAAAUUUACUAACAUUUUAAUAACAUCCAAUAGUGCAGGAAAUCUGCUGGUCUGGCACCACCAAAGUCCUGAACCUGGACUGUUAGAGUUUUAUAGUACAUAUCUAAGUUACUUAAAAAAGAAAUCCAUUAAAGUAAAAGGUUUAUCGAGUAGCCCGGGGAUUGUGUUAGUCAUUUGUUUUGACGAAAUGUUUAGCACAAGAUUAUCCAGCUAUACACAUAACUCAGUAUCACUGAGUCAUCAUUUGGAAAUAAAGGUCUCUUUGUAACUCUGCAGUUUCAUGACAGCGAAGCGACAGGAUAGAAAUAGCAAACACAAUCACUUAAAAUGGCAUUUGAUUAACUUUCAAACAAUGUGAAAUAGCAAACUUUGUCAAAUAGCUGUUGAUUAGAUUUAUCAUGUUUAACGUAGUUAAACGUCUUAGUCGGGGGAAUUACUUUAACAGUAAAACGUAAAAACAAAUACUCGACUCCAGUUUGAUCUAAUAAAGAGCAGUAUUAUUUAUUUACUUUUCUGAAAUGUUGCAAAAUUCGUUGCAAUCGACAGGAGUAAAGUUCCCGAAGUUUAGUUUAAGACAAUAGCAACAAGGGGGGAGGCGGCGCUUAAAGAAGGUUGAACGAGGUCAAGAGCGUUUGGCGCGAAAAUGACGCCUUCAGCCUGUCUGCGCACGCAGCUGGGGAGCCGCAAGUCAUGUGACUAGUGUUUUUGAAAACCGGGAGCGCAACCGCUAUUGGCCGAAGAUGGUCACGUGACUAACGGUCGCGGGAAAGCUGCGGUGUUGUGGCGUGUGCGCGGCUCGGCCGACUGCGGGAACCGACGCCCAACGGCGGUUAGGGGGUUCGGGCUGCCGGCCCACACCGAUCGGCCAGCGGCGCCGCCGAGAGGAGUGCGGGGGCGAAUCGUCGUCGGAGUCGGACCGUUUGCCGGUAUUUUGAAUCUGCGGCUUGUUUGUUUGUAUAAUCCAGACCGGUCCCGGGUUGGCCAGCUUUCUGCCCGCGGCUUCGACCCGCUCCAACCGCCCGAGUCCGGGCCGCUGCCUCCCGUUCUGCCACUUCCCCGAGUUGGUGGGUCUGGGUCGUCAUGAGUUUCCGCCGUGUGUGUCUGAAGGCUGGCACCGGCCCCGGCGCGGCCUCCACCUCCUUGGUGCAGAAGCUGACCUUCGCCGGCAGCGACGAGGAGGAGGAGGACGGCGGUAACAGCACCGAGGAUUCGGCCUUCCAGGAGUCCCCGGACCUCGAGCGCAAGUACGGCGAGGGCGCCGACGGUCAGCGGACCGAGGACGAGGAGCUGGAGAUGGUCAAUCUGAGCUGGGAGGACGGGUUCGUGAGCAGCCCCUCCCCCCUCAAAGGCCGCCGUGACUACCGGGACCGCCGAGACAUGGAGGAGUCCUCCAGUUCACCGCUGCGGGAGAGCGGUGAGCGCGAAGAGUGCAGCUCCCCGAUCCGAGAGGGCGGCGACCAGGAGGAAUGUAGCUCCCCCAUCCCGGACUGUCCCGACACCCCGCCUCACAAAACCCUGAGGAAGCUCCGGCUCUUCGACACACCGCACACCCCUAAGAGUUUGUUAUCCAAAGCAAGGGUUGCAAGUUGCCUGAGUUCCAGCUCAGUAAGACGUCGAGGAGGAGCACUUUUCAGGAAUGUUGAGCAAUCUGAGAGAAUGCCAUGUGAUUACAACAAGAAUAAGCCUCCACAUGUCAACAUUAAUCCUUUUACACCAGACUCCAUGUACAUCCACUCUUCUUCAUCUGUGCAUUGUCGAAGAAGGAAAAGGACAUAUUGGGAUGGGUUUCCGUGCAGAGAACUGAUGGAUGGAAGUGAUGGGGAACUUGAUGAUGAAAGUAUCCGGCCAGCAAAGAGAAUUCCAAUUACUGAAAGUAAUAUGAAAUCACGAUAUACAACAGAGUUUCAUGAGUUGGAGAAGAUUGGAUCUGGAGAAUUUGGUUCAGUUUUUAAAUGUGUGAAGAGACUCGAUGGUUGUAUUUAUGCCAUAAAACGCUCAAAGAAGCCAUUAGCAGGUUCAGUUGAUGAACAGAAUGCUCUAAGGGAAGUCUAUGCACAUGCAGUCCUAGGACAACACACGCAUGUAGUUCGUUAUUAUUCAGCCUGGGCGGAAGAUGACCAUAUGCUCAUUCAAAAUGAGUACUGCAAUGGUGGAAGCCUAUCAGAUGCAAUAGCAGAAAAUUACAGGAAUAGACGAUAUUUUAAUGAGCCAGAGCUGAGGGACCUGCUACUACAGGUUGCGCGAGGUCUAAAAUACAUUCACAGUAUGUCUCUUGUGCACAUGGAUAUAAAGCCAAGUAACAUAUUUAUAUCCAAAAAGUUAGUAACUAAUUCUGCAGCAGAGGAGAUGGAUGAUGAUGACUGCAUAUUGUCAACAAAUAUUGUAUACAAAAUAGGUGACCUUGGGCAUGUUACUCGUGUAUCCAAUCCUCACGUUGAAGAGGGAGAUAGUCGAUACUUGGCCAAUGAAGUACUGCAAGAGGAUUACAGACAUUUGCUAAAAGCAGAUAUUUUUGCUCUUGCUCUCACUGUUAUAUCUGCUGCUGGUGCAGAGCCAUUGCCAAGAAAUGGGGAAAAAUGGCAUGAGAUUCGACAAGGAAAACUUCCUACACUUCCACAAACGCACUCUCAGGAGUUUUUGGAUUUAUUGAAAUUAAUGCUUCAUCCAGACCCGGAAAAACGACCCACCGCAGGAGCUUUAAUCAGACAUUCAGUGCUGCUCCCGACCGCAAGAAAAAGUGCAGAUCAACUUCGGUUAGAAUUAAAUGCAGAAAAAUUCAAAAAUGCACUUUUGCAAAAAGAACUGAAGAAGGCACAAAUGGCAAAAGCAGCAGCGGAAGAACGAGUGUUGUUCACGGACCGAAUGACAACUAGGUCUACGGUGCAAAGUAACAGAAAUUCUAGGAUCAUUGGGAAAAAAAUCAACCGUUCUGUCAGCCUUACAAUUUACUGAAAUUGUGCAGUUGGUUGAACCAAUUUUAUUUUAUUUUUAAAAGUUGGAAUUUUGUUUGCAAGUCGUUGGCAGUUUAGUUAUCACACAACUGUAGGACCCAUUGAGGAUACUCAUACCUGCAAAAUGUUGUUAAUGUAGCAUUUUUGCUGCCUACGGAGUCUUAAUUUUUUACUUUUCAAUUUUAGUGUGCCUUUUGAAUAAAGAGGGCAAAGAUUGAUCAAAGAAGAUAUUGGGACAUUUUAUUGAGUGGCUCACACACCAUAAAUUCUGUAAAUUUGCCUGGGUUUAGAUUUAAAACCCAUAUUUUGUACAUUGGGAGGAUGUACUCGAACCAUGUUAUACAUUGUACUGGGAGCACUUUGUAGGCAUUUGAGAUCCAUGACAAGAGCCUAUGGAUGAACUUGUCUUGGGAAAACUGCUGCUAUAUUAGUCAGUGUUGUACACUUGCUGUAAAAUUUAUUAGCAUUUUAAACAAUCAUUGCUGUAUUAGAAAUAGGCUUUUUGGAAAAUAUUUUUAAUUAUGUGAUUUAAGGCAAAUAAGUUGUUCACUGUUUACUAGUGUUUAAGAGCAGUUUUUGUUUUAUUAAGCUAGUGCAUUGUAGAAAAACAUUGCACCUUGUGUUUCUUGAAGUGUUUCUAUUUACUGUACUUAACUGUAAAUUGUGGACUGUCACCUAACUGUCUUGUCCAAUAAACUGGGUGUACAUUUGUGAAUGUAAA
Pristis pectinata (smalltooth sawfish) is the source of this 4558-nucleotide messenger RNA. RefSeq names its product WEE1 G2 checkpoint kinase (gene wee1). Gene Ontology annotation, biological process: protein phosphorylation; mitotic cell cycle. Lineage: Eukaryota; Metazoa; Chordata; Chondrichthyes; Rhinopristiformes; Pristidae. The transcript is spliced from 11 exons. The record is from RefSeq and is a predicted model, not a curated record. Gene Ontology annotation, molecular function: non-membrane spanning protein tyrosine kinase activity; ATP binding; magnesium ion binding. Gene Ontology annotation, cellular component: nucleus. The coding region runs from base 1967 to 3838 and encodes 623 amino acids.